This is a messenger RNA of Fusarium subglutinans, 1284 nucleotides long. Its product is annotated as tartrate transporter. The record is from RefSeq and is a predicted model, not a curated record. Lineage: Eukaryota; Fungi; Ascomycota; Sordariomycetes; Hypocreales; Nectriaceae. The transcript has 4 exons. Gene Ontology annotation, cellular component: membrane. Gene Ontology annotation, biological process: transmembrane transport. Bases 1 to 1284 code for a protein of 427 amino acids. Gene Ontology annotation, molecular function: transmembrane transporter activity.
AUGUCUAAUGUCCAAGACAAGAAUCAGCCUGAAGCCCUUGACGUUGAAGAAAAGGGACAUUCUGAUCACCUUGAGAAACAUGACGCCCACAUCUUCUCGGCGGUCGAUGAGACCGGUACACACAGGAAGAUAGAUCCAGCUGAGAUCAAGCUUGUGAAGAAGCUAGAUUGGAUUAUUCUUCCGGUGCUGUGGAUCAUGUACUGGUUCAACUAUCUCGAUCGCAAUGCUAUUACUGUUGCGCGCCUGGAUGGGUUGGAGAAAGAACUUAACUUGACUUCUACAGAGUAUCAGACAUGCGUCUCCAUCUUGUUUGUUGGAUACAUCCUUGGUCAGAUUCCAUCUAGCCUCGUUCUCACUCGAUUCUUCCUCGGUGUCACUGAAGCCCCUCUCUAUCCCGGCGCUCUAUACGUCCUUUCGAUCUUUUAUACCAAGAAAGAGAUAGCUACUCGCAUUUCUAUCUUAUUUACCGCCAAUAUCUGCGGAACAGCCUUUGCAGGACUUAUCGCGAUUGGCAUGUUUGAGAUGAGCGGCGUUGCGGGUCUAGCUGGAUGGAGAUGGCUCUUCAUCCUCCAGGGAAUCAUCACUUUCGUCAUCUCACUUGCUUCCGCCUUCGUCUUGCCUGACGAACCCAGCAAUACCCGCUGGCUCACUGAAGAAGAGAGAAUCCUAGCCCAUGAGCGAAUUGCCGCAGAUACUGUCCAAAUCCGAACCAACACAACCACCUUUGCGGGACUCAUCGAUGCCUGCAAGGAUCCUCGACUUUGGGUCCUCGUCUUUAUGCAACACUUUCACAUGGCUGCCAGCAACUUCAAGAACUUCUUCCCCACUAUCGUUGGAACACUUGGCUUUGAUCGCAACACUACGCUUGCCUUGACCUGUCCUCCGUAUAUCGUUUCAGGUAUUGUCUGCAUCGUAUGGGCUGCAAACUCUGGUCGAAUGAACGAAAGGACUUGGCACAUCACCUUAGCCAAGGUCAUGGCUGUUUUAGGCUUCAUAUUAGCCUGUACGGUCCACAAUACAGGUGCCCGUUACUUCGCAAUGUGUGUCUUUGCCAGCGGCGUCUACGCCUGUAAUAGUGUCAUUCUUGGCUGGGUCGCUAGUACGUGCGGUCAGACCCGCGAGAAGAAAGCUAUAUCUCUGGCUUUAGCAAACACGGUUGCCACGCUUGGACCUAUCUACACUCCGUAUCUCUGGCCGAGUUCAGACGAGCCAAUGUAUCCUGUCGCCAUGUCUAGCAGUGCCGCCUUUUCUGCUGCCUCAGCUGUCUUGGCCUGGGUGCUUUAG